Molecule: messenger RNA, 1600 nt
Organism: Myotis lucifugus (little brown bat)
Lineage: Eukaryota; Metazoa; Chordata; Mammalia; Chiroptera; Vespertilionidae
Gene: NIPSNAP1
Product: nipsnap homolog 1
Exons: 6
Coding region: 8-574 (188 amino acids)
Cellular component (GO): mitochondrion
Source: RefSeq, a predicted model, not a curated record
UACAUACAUGCCUAGCCAAUUGGGGGAGAAGCAGGCAGGGCCCAGGGGCCCCCUGACCCGAACCUCUCUCCCCACCACAGUGCACCUGUGGCGCUUCUCCGGCGGCUACCCCGCCCUCAUGGACUGCAUGAACAAGCUCAAAAACAACAAGGAGUACCUGGAGUUCCGGAAGGAGCGGAGCCAGAUGCUGCUGUCCAGGAGGAACCAGAUGCUUCUGGAGUUCAGCUUCUGGAAUGAGCCGCAGCCCCGAGCAGGUCCCAACAUCUAUGAGCUGAGGACAUACAAGCUCAAGCCAGGAACCAUGAUCGAGUGGGGCAACAACUGGGCUCGGGCCAUCAAGUACCGACAAGAGAACCAGGAGGCGGUGGGCGGCUUCUUCUCACAGAUAGGAGAGCUCUACGUGGUGCACCAUCUCUGGGCCUACAAAGACCUGCAGUCUCGGGAAGAGACUAGAAAUGCUGCUUGGAGGAAGAGGGGUUGGGACGAAAAUGUCUACUACACAGUGCCCCUGGUGCGACACAUGGAGUCUCGGAUCAUGAUCCUGAUCCCUUUGAAGAUCUCGCCUCUCCAGUGAUGCUGCUGCCGCCACCGCCGCCUCACUGCCCUUCUCCCUUGGGGCAGCCACGGACAGAGGGGCUCCCGGUCCAGCUGUCUUGGUUUUCUCUCUGAUCUGGAAGGACUCUGGGGGCUAGUGCUCAGCUCAGACAACGGGGAGCUGAGGAUGACAGAGUUCUGAGGACUUGGCAGCUCUACCUGCCCUGCCCAUCCCUGCCCCUGUGCUGGAAGCAGUUUUUAAUUUCUUUGAAUGAAGAACAGCAACCUUUUAUGUCUUCUCACAUUCCCCCCGCCCCCCAAAAAAGUUCCUCAUCUCGGGGCCACCAGUCCCCAAGUAUUACCAAGGAAAAUAACAGUUUAGCUUUAGUUGCACAAAAGGUAGUGUGUCCAGUGGUUAGAGGUGGGGUGGGAAGGGAAGAGGUGAAAGCAGACCGGGCUCUCGGGGAAAUUCCCUGGUCUCCUCUGGCCAUCCACUUGCUGGACAGUCCGACCCAUGUCCCUCCUGCUGGGGAAAAGCCUAGAACCGCCUAGAAUUGCAAGAAGUAAAGGGAAAUCCUCAAGUUAGCAAAGUCAGCCGGAGGUCCACCUCAUGAACCCAGAAAGGUUGGGGAAAUGGAGCUGGAAAGGAUCUGGGGGCAGGAAACAGAAUGGAACAGAACGAGAACCAGUAACCCAGAAGGUAGAACGUAGAAUUCACAGCUUGGGUUUGAACUGCAGAACUUGGAAUACAGAAUGGGGGACAUAGCACCUAGGUGAUGAGACCACCUCGGAAGGUUUCCUAAUACAAGGCAGCUGGAAAGAGGCUCCUCGCUUUCCCUCUACACCAUGUGGUUGAAAACUUGAAUGUGUCAUUGCAGCCGUCUGUCUGUGCAGGGAGUCUCCUGCCCUCCCUUUCCCUUCCUGUAGGCAGAUAUCGGGCCACCGCCUGUGCUUUUCCUCGGUGACCUCCACACCUCAUGAACCUCUGGGUAGGUUGAUUCUGCCUCCCUUUCAGGAAAACUUGCGCUGGAAUUGCUGACGGAACCAAUUAAAUGUUUACUAUAAA